Venturia canescens is the source of this 1313-nucleotide messenger RNA. RefSeq names its product Methyltransferase like 4 (gene Mettl4). Gene Ontology annotation, molecular function: nucleic acid binding; methyltransferase activity. The transcript has 5 exons. Gene Ontology annotation, biological process: methylation. The record is from RefSeq and is a predicted model, not a curated record. The coding region runs from base 181 to 1287 and encodes 368 amino acids. Gene Ontology annotation, cellular component: nucleus. Lineage: Eukaryota; Metazoa; Arthropoda; Insecta; Hymenoptera; Ichneumonidae.
UUAUUCUUUUCUGCGGUGAAACCGAAAGUUUUGUUUUCGUAAACAAAAUCGCAGUAAAGAAUCAUUUUUACUUAUUUUUAUUGUGGUAUCGGCAGUAUCGGUCUGGGCAUCUGGCAUCGUUCAUUCACUUGUUUACGUUUUGUCAAUUAAAUCGGCAAAACGAGUGUGUUGUAAAGAGACAUGAGUAUCUUGCUAAGCACGGAGGAUGGAUGGAUUCUUUCGCAUCUUCAAUACUUGAACGAAAUUUACAAAAAUGUCAUAAAUAUUGAUAAAGCCUGCAAUUUGAAAUUCGAUGAAAGAUUUUUUGCUAUAAACUCGCAGUUUUUGAGAAACAAUCAAGUUGCUAAAUCGGAAAACGGUGCACUGCGUGGGAGAGUGAAAAAGAGAAAAAAGUUGGUAAAUUCCUCCGAGGAUCUGGAUCAGGUGAAUUUCGUCAGAGAUGCAUUUAUGCGCAUGAGAUGUUUAGUUGCUGCGCAAAAUGUUUUCAAUCCAGGCGACACAUAUGACAACAAUCAAGUGGCACGGACUGUGUCAGACAAUUUUUAUUCGGGCAGUGCUUUGCUUCAAUUAGGAAAUUUUCAUGGAGCCAAUGACAAUGAAAACCCAAUCGUGGUUCAGACAGGGAAUCAGAAAUUCGUGUUUCCCAAAAGAAGUUUUUUUUAUGCAUACGACGUGAAAGAUAUAUUCGAGAAGCUUGGCUGUGAGCAGCAAUAUGAUUUUAUAUUGAUGGAUCCUCCAUGGUGGAACAAAUUCGUACGUAGGAAAAAGGAAAAGUUUGUUGAAUCCAGUUACAGCAUGAUGUACAACGAAGAAUUGGAAAAAAUGCCAAUUGAAAAUUUGCUAGGAAAAAAUGGAAUAGUCGCUGUGUGGUGUACAAACGCCCCGAGUCAUUUAAACAGUAUUCUCAAUGAGAUGUUUCCAGCGUGGGGAAUUGUAUACGUAGGAAAGUGGUACUGGGUCAAAGUGACCCAGUCGGGAAAUACGGUUUGUGAGUUCAACUUCACGAACGAAAAACAGCCCUAUGAAAUUUUGAUCUUCGGACGAAAAAUUUUAGGAAACGAAACAAAAAUUCCUGAUAAAAAAUUAAUUGUCAGCGUUCCGAGUUGCGUGCACUCUCACAAACCGCCGAUAAACGAAAUCAUGAGACCAUAUUUGGUGGCGAAUCCGAAAUGUUUGGAAAUAUUUGCACGGUAUUUAUUGCCUAAUUGGACCAGUUGGGGCCUCGAGGUUCUCAAGUUUCAGCAUCUGUCUCUUUACGAAAUCGUCGAACCGAACGGAGUUGAUUGAUCAAUAAAAUUAGAAACAUCACCUGA